GUACACCGCAUGAAAUUAAAACGACCAUCGUAUUUACGUGAGAUCCGAUAAGACCCGUUCAUGGUCGGAUCUUGGGCAAGUUGUUCCCAACCAGGCCCUGCUCAAAGUUCUAAAAACGCCCGCCAUUAGCUCCAGCCUCUAGCCUCUUGUCAUCUCCAUCCAUCCGUCGUUCCGGGGGACGCACUGCACAGAGAGCUGCAAUUGACUGCUCUCUCUCUCCCGCUCGGGCUCAUGUUGACGAGUCCUCGACCUCCUGCUUUCUUUCUCCACUCGCAGUACUCGCUACCUUCAGCUUCAGUCCCUCACUCCGCAGCAAUCUCUUCCCCCAAGUCGUCCCUUUUGCUGAAUUCGGGUCUGCCGUCCAGAAUCGGAUUGAGAGCGCCAUUACUUCAUGUGCAAUGCCGCUGCGUCAACUCAUCACCUAAUGUCGAGUUCGAAUCGGGGGCGUUCCAUGUGUUAUUUCAAGAACUCGGGCUCAAUGAAAAAGACACCGAAUCUCUCGUGACCAGGGACCCGGGUUUGAGGCUGAAAUCUAUCCGAUCGUUGCGGGCUCGUGUCGCCUCUUUGAAAUCUGUGGGAAUCAGUGGCCCUGAGCUCUGCCAUUUGGUUGCGAAAUGCCCUUCGGUGUUGGCAGCAGAUGAAAUCGAUCCCUUUAUACUAUUCGUGCGCGACAAUUUAGAUGGAAAGGUUGACCCGGCGCAGCUCAAGCGUCUCUUUAUGUCAACAGAGCCGCGAUUCCUAGUCGGAUUCGAUGAAAAGGUUAAUUUGCUGAUUGACGGUGGGAUUCCUAGAGAAAAGAUCGUUCAUGUUCUCAACAAUGUGAAUUUGACGAAGGCUUUAUGUUUUAAGCCGUUUGAAGAAAUUGAAAGGCUCGUUCAUUUCUUGAGCCGCUAUGGUGGGGUUGAGGUGAUUGUGAGGCAUCCCCCCAUUCUUAACUUUGAUAUGGACGGCCAGUUGAUUCCGAGAGUGGAGUUUCUCCUAGAACUUAGCGGAGGAGAUGAGGACGCCACCGGGGCUGUGUUGCGCAAACUGCCUACCUUUUUGAAAUACCGUGUGGAACACGUGGAAAGCCAUGUAGAGUUGUUGAGGUCAUUUGCGGGAUUAGAUGAUCAAGAAAUAUUCAGGAUCAUUCUCGUGUUUCCUAACAUUGUUAGCGCGAGCAGGGAGAGGAAAUUGCGUCCCAGAAUUAGUUUUCUCAAGGAAUGUGGUCUGGACUCUACUGAGAUUUUCAAGUUCUUGACAAAAGCCCCUUUGUUUUUGGGUCUAUCUUUUGAGGGGAACAUUGCUUAUAAGCUUGGUUUUUUGGUGAAAAUUGGUCACAAGUACAGAACCAAGGAAUUCGCAGUUGCAAUAGGCGCUGUGACUAGGACAAGUUGUGAGAAUAUGCAGAAGGUGAUUGAGCUCUUCUUGAGUUACGGGUUUUCCUGUGAAGACGUGCUUCUCAUGAGUAAGAAGCAUCCUCAGAUACUUCAAUAUAAUCCUGAUUCUCUGGAGGAGAAAGUGGAAUAUUUGGUAGGGGAGAUGGGACGCGACCUUGAGGAGCUAUUGGAUUUCCCUGCAUUCCUGGGUUAUAAACUGGAUAGUAGAAUUAAGCAUAGAUAUGAGGUGAAGAAGAAGAUUAUAGGUGAAGGAAUGUCGAUCAACAAGCUGCUGAGUGUUUCGUCCGAGAGAUUUGGAAAGAAGAAGCUAAAAGAGCUGGUGCACGAAGCCAAAAAAUUAUAGGAUUGCUAAAUUUCAUCUGCAGAAGUUCAUGGACAAAUUGAUGGAAAUUGUGCUGAGUUUCUCAAAGCUUUAUGAAUUCAAGGUUUUUGCUUUUUCAAUCAGGUGAAAUUCUAGCUGUGACUUCCUUAGGUGAAGAUAGAAAGUCAUUUUUUUUUCUUCAUCCCUACACUUGCAAAGCCAUUACGGAGUUUGAAGAAAAUGGUUGGCCCAUACCCAGUUGAAUGAAAUGACUGAGUAUGCUCCAUUUUAAGGUCAAAACAACAAGAAAAGUGGCUGAUCUUUGUAUUUAUGCAACAGUCAAUUACAAAGGAAAUCCACCUUGAGUAGAUAGCAAUGUUCCUUU
This is a messenger RNA of Rhodamnia argentea, 2065 nucleotides long. Its product is annotated as transcription termination factor MTERF8, chloroplastic-like. Bases 232 to 1722 code for a protein of 496 amino acids. Gene Ontology annotation, molecular function: double-stranded DNA binding. The record is from RefSeq and is a predicted model, not a curated record. Gene Ontology annotation, biological process: regulation of DNA-templated transcription. NCBI's taxonomy places the organism in Eukaryota, Viridiplantae, Streptophyta, Magnoliopsida, Myrtales, Myrtaceae. The transcript is spliced from 2 exons.